CUCACUGACAUUUCCCAGUCGAGGACUUCUGCAUAUCCGCACUCAGUAGGAGACGCCUUCGACCCAUUUGUCCUUUUCUAAUAGGGAGCAUCUUGUCACCUUUCCAGCAUUUUCUGUUGCAAAAGCUGGCAACAGGAUGUGACAGUAACACUACGUCUUAUUGCAAUCCAGCAUGGUUUAUGGACCAAACGGCUUUAAUGAGGUUAAUGAGCUUAAGGACAAGUUGUGGGAGACGCGUAAUAGGGAGUACAUACAGCAUCUAAUGCUGCAAAAGAAACAGAUGCAGGCGCAAACUCAGCAAGCUGCGGAGCAGGAGCAGAGGCUCAAGGUCAAGCUGGCACGUAGAGUUCUUGGCCCCAGCUUUGACAAACUGUACCCACGACGUGCAUCCCGCGUCAGCCUGAGUGUCGACAUAGGCGCUGCCAAUAAUACAUCUGAUGGCGAGUCCGGCGAAGGGAUGCGCCCUCCGAACGGCUACCAGCCAUCUGGCUCAGACUGGGCGCCUACUCCUUCAGCACACGCACCCUCUGCUGCACCAACGCAGCGUUGCGACAGCCCCUCACAAGUCCCGAAGCUUCCUCCUUUACCCGAUGCGACUGUAGAACUUACACCUGCAACAUCCGCCAGCCACCAUCACACUUCUGACGGCGCUGUUGGAGCCAUCGCUGACGUCAGCAGUACAACACCAGAUGCCAACCCUGCCGCCGGUGUCGCCUCUUCAAUGCAGGCACCCAGCGGUGCCGGCGGCGGAGCCGCCGGUGGUCAGAUCCAACAACGUACGUCACAUGUACGACAUAUGGGUGUCGCCGGCGCCAGCGGUGGUGGCGGCGACAGCAUGCAACGACGGCCGCACCAUUUGGGCCCCCGGAGGUCGCUUUCCAUGAGCACCACAGCGCCCUCGAGCGGGGCCCUUGGCGGCAUGCUGCCGAGUCCUGCCGACGGAGACGGCGGUGGCGCUGGCGGAGGUGGCGGAGGCGGUAGCGUGUACGGCCGUACGUCACCACAUAGAUUGCUGCAUCAGCAGCAGCGGCAGCCGCACCCUGAAGGCCUGGGCCGGCGACGUCGCAUGACGUACUCUAACGCCCGCAUGCAACCCCUCCAUUCAACCCAUAGCAACGGCAACGGCAACAGCGGCGGGAACGCCUUAGGUGCACUCAGCGGUGGCCGUCCGCGCUACCAUUCCUUAGCAAAUCCAUCCCCGUCCUCCUCCUCCGCAGCAACAGCAGCAGCGGCGGCGGCGGCAACAGGGCAGGCAUCCUCAUCCUCACCCUCAGCAGCGUCUGGAGCCGCCAACGCCACCACCGGCUCCGCAGGAGCCCCACCGGCACGUCCCUCCGCCACCCUUGCAAAGAUGUACGGGGCCGGCGGCCUGCCCGCGACGCCCGGGGGCUACGCGCAGUGGCGGGCGCGCAUGCGGGUGCCGGAGGGCGUGCGUGUGUUUUGCAUCAGCGGCUCCGGAGCGCAUUCACAGGGCAUCCGCGCGGGGCUGCUGGCACGCGGGUGGUUUGAGAAUCCCGACCACAACUCGCAGUUCUUUGACUUCAAGUGGUCAGCCAACCCCCUUGACAUCUCGCACGAGUCUCUAAAGCCGGGACAGAUCGUGAACCACUUCCGGCACUCCACCUGUCUCACCACCAAGCAUGGGCUGUGUCACACGGUUCGUGACAUGGUGUGGUACGAGGCGGCGGAUGCGGCGGCCUUUUACCCCAGGGCGUACGACAUUUCCGAGGAGACCUCUCGUCAUGAGUUCCUAAAAGACGUCCGCUGGACCGCCGCUGAGUCGCUGAUCAAGCGCGCGCUGCUGGACGGGGCUGUGUGCGCAGCCCAUGUGCCGUACAGCCCUACCGCUGGGACAAGGAAGGGCGGCGCUAACGGCAGCAACAGCAACAGCGGCGGCAGCAGCAGCAACCACCACCAUCACCACCACAGUAACAACGCGGCACAGCAGGCCAAGGUAGCGGUAGCGGGUGGCAACACCGCCCCCAGUGAUGCUAGCUCCAUGCCACCUGCGGCAACAGCAGCAGCAGCAGCAGCUGCAGGGAGGGGGAGCGAGGAGGCGCCGGCAGCUGAGGAGAACCGGCUGCAGCAGCGGCCUGACAGCACGCCUCUGGUAGACUUACCGUCGCUGCGGCUGGCUUGCAGGGUGGUCGCGGCGCGCCUUCGUCAUCAACGGCAUUUGCGAGUUGUACGACAUGGCAUCGCCGGCGGCGGUGGCGGCGACGAGCCACCAGCGGAACUCGACCUGACGGCGGCGCAAUGGCAACAACUAGUACGGCAUCGCGCGCUAUUCUGCAGCGCGCCAGUGCCGCCGCCGCCGGAGUUUGAUCCCAGCUGGAUCUCAAAUCGUACAUUCAUAACGAGCGCCAAAUUGCCCAUUGUGCCGUCACGGCACGGCAGAGCUGGCGCCGGCGGCGGUGGCAGAAAUGAUGGCUGUGGCGGCGGACGGAAAGGUCGGUCGUCAUCGUCGCGAUCCGGUCGUCGUGGCGGCGCACAGCGUCGCCGUCGAGGUGGCGGCGGCGGCGGUGGCGGCGGCGGAGAGACUGACGGUGGCGCGACUACAGACGGCGAGACGACGACGGCGGCGGCGGGGGAUAGCAGCAGUGACAGCGACGGCAGUGAUGACGGAGGUCGUGACGGCGCCGCCGUUGAGGGAGGGAGGUUGAGAGCUGGCGACGCCGAUGAUAGCGCCGGUCGCCCGGCGUCGGAGACGGCCGCUGCCGCCGCCGCCGCCGCCCCUACAGUUGCAAACGGCGCUAAAGGCAGCGCUGCCGUCGCUGUGGCCGACGCAGCGGAUUUGCUCCGAGAGGUGUGCGGCCGUACGAAGCGGCGGCGGCAUUCGGCGCCGGCGGGCGUCGUUCCCUUACCGACGGCGGGUGACAGUACGGCAGGGGCAGCGGAGGCGGCGGCGGAGGAGGGGGAGGAUGGGAGUGUAGGCGCCGUCGGCUGCUUUCCUCCGGACCUGCCGCCCGUAUGCUACGACGAUGCAGCGUUGCAGGCCCUGAACGAAUCCAACUGGCGUCCGGCUGCGGAGGCCAUCCUGUCAGCGCUAGAAAGCAGUGCCGUACAAACCCACAUCUCCGGAACCAACAACAUCUGGAUCGUCAAGCCGGCGGGCAAGAGCAGGGGACGCGGCAUCCGGCUGUUCAACGACCCGGAUGCCUUGCUGUCGUACACACGGGGUGAAGAGGCGCAGGGGCUGGAGUCGCGGUGGAUAGCUCAGAAGUACGUGGAGCGGCCCCUGAUCAUUUCGGGACGCAAGUUCGACAUCCGGCAGUGGGUGCUGGUAACGGAUUGGAACCCGCUGCAGGCCUGGUUCUACUCCACCUGCUAUCUGCGCUUCGCCGCUGACGACUACGACCCCAGCAACCUGGACCUCUUCCAGCACCUCACCAACAACUCCGUGUCUAAGUACUAUGAGGGCCCUAAGAAGGAGGAUGAGAUCACCGCCUGCGGCAACAUGUGGACCAUCCCCCGCUUCCAGCAGUGGCUGGCGGAGGAGUACGGCAGGGAGGACCUGUGGCAGGCGUUGCUGCAGCCCGCCAUGAAACACAUCGUCAUCUGCACACUCAAGUGCGCGCAGGACCUCAUCACCCCACGCAAGGGCUCCUGCCAGCUGUACGGCUACGACUUCCUGAUUGACGACCAGCUGCGUGUGUGGCUGCUGGAGGUGAACUCCUCACCCACUCUGGAGGCGUCCACCGCCAUAACGGCGGAGCUGUGCAGGGACGUGCAGGAGGACAUCCUCAAAGUGGUGGUCGAUCUGCCAGAACGCCAGGCGGCUGCAGCAGCAGCAGCGGCAGAGGGUGCUGGCGGAGAUAGCAGAAUGGGCAGCAGCGGGGUGAGGCACAGCAGCGGCAGCGGCAGUGGCUGCGCUGGGAGCAGCAGCAGUGGCAGCAGCAGCAGCGGUAGCAGCAUGUACGACACGGGCAAAUGGGAGUGUAUUGUGGAGGGCGGCGAGGAGCUCCGGAGGCCGGACUACACGGGGUUGAACCUGGAGCUAAAGGGCACGGCGAUUCCCUUCCCCACCAAUCGCACUAGCUUCGUUGGACGCCUGCACGCGGCUACGCGCCAACAGCAACAACAGCAACAACCACAACCGCAGCAGCAACAGCCGGCGGCGCAACAGCAACAGCAACAGCCAUCCCCGUACCUAGAGGGUCGCAGCAGCGGCGGCAACACAAGCGGCAGCGAUGGCACUGCCGCCGCCGCCGCCGCCGCCGCCGCCGCUGCUGCUGCUACUGAUACAUUCUCCCACGGCCGCAGACCGGCACAGUCGGCCGCCGCCGCCGCCGUCACCAUUCCGUACGGUACGACACCGCGUGGAAUUGCGUUGAUGGCGUUAUCCCCGGUUACAUCGUUACCAGUGGGCGGUUUGUACCCCGAACCUUCGCCGUACAACCGUAGCAGCGGCGGCAGCCGCAGCAGUGGUGGCGGCGGCGCCGCCGCCAGCGCCGCCGCUACCUCUAUCGGCGUUGUUGGAAGCCUGCUUAGUGAAGACGAUUACUUUGGGGAAGUUGGCGCCGCCUUUCCCCCCGCCAUCAUCGUCGCCGCCAGCGGACCUUCCCUCACGGCGCCGCCGCCGCCACGGCCGUACACAGGCGGCGGCAGCCCUGGCGGCGGAGGCAUGCUGACGCCGCCCUCGUCGCGCGGCAGGUCGCUAUCGUCCCGUCAGCGAACGCCUCGGUUGAGUAGCUACACCCCGCUGUCAGCUGCAUGGGAGGCGACAGCGAUGUCUUGGCCGGAGCUUAUCGCGGGCGGCGGGGAUACUGGCGGCGGCGGCGCCGCCAGCGGCAGCGGCACCGGCGGCGGCGGGGGCACCAGCAGAAGUAGUGCCGGCAGUAUCGGCGUCGGGCCAUUGGGCAUCCCAUCUGUACGAAUAAUGGCGCCGAGAGGGGACCUAGCGAUGGCUGCAUUGUCGGGCGGGACGGCGGCCGCCGCUGCCGUGGCGGCGGCGGCAGCAGCAGCAGCAGCUGGGAACUGCUCUCCGGCGCCGCCGCCGUUUGAGUUCAUGACCCCGCUAGCGAGUCGAGCGUCGCUGUUCUCCCGACCUGGCCAGCCCUCAAGCGCCAUGGGGGUUAGGGCGCGGUAGGGUGUUGGAAAGGCUACUCUGAACGACCCCUGGGUCACUCGGAGCUACUUUGAGCUACUUGGUUCCUACUUCGAGUCCUUCCGGUCCGUGUCUCUUCGUACAACUGACCGCAGGGGCCGUCAUAAUCAACAUGAGAGGAAUACCGGACGAUACCGGGAGUAAGAAACAAGUAUUGGACGAGCAUCGCAGGCUGCGCGUCCUGUUGGCAUCCAGGGACACAUGUAGUUGCCUGUGUACGGGUAUGUUGCCUCCGUUAUCAAGGCAGGGUUGUGAGCUGCUCGGCGGUAGCGUCCUCGAACCGGUAUACUAACAUGUUUUUACGCUGGCAUGGCCUGUUUAGGAUGGUUGGUUGGUUGUAAGGGCGGUGGCAGCAAGGCUGCUGUUAUUAUUCCACGCAUGGUAAAUGGGCAUUUGCAGGAUGUGGAGGACACUACUAGGAGUCCAGAAGGUUGGACGGCUUGCAUGUAUGCUAGCUAGGGAAGGCCAGCAGUUGAGGUUGGAUGUUAAGAGGUGCGUGCGGCAAGCACGCAGGUGUCCGUUAAUUGUGUCGACAGUUGAAGCAAUGGUGUGAAGUUGCGUGACGAGAAGAGCUGUGAUAACCCUUAACGACAGUCACAUUAGUUUUGCGACUCUUACCUCAUCAUGCAUAUGCAUUGGGAUAAAUGCUUAUCAUACAUUUCUCAUGUACUUAAGAGUGCUUGGUGUAGGCGUGCGUGCUUCGGCUUGCCUUCAGGCUUCGGCUCAGUUGGGCAUCAUCCCAAGCAUACCAUGUAAUAUGAUAGCCCAG
Messenger RNA from Astrephomene gubernaculifera, 5876 nucleotides. The record is from the annotation of a GenBank genome assembly. NCBI's taxonomy places the organism in Eukaryota, Viridiplantae, Chlorophyta, Chlorophyceae, Chlamydomonadales, Astrephomenaceae.